This is a messenger RNA of Brassica rapa (field mustard), 944 nucleotides long. Its product is annotated as glutathione S-transferase F9. Gene Ontology annotation, cellular component: cytoplasm. Gene Ontology annotation, biological process: glutathione metabolic process. NCBI's taxonomy places the organism in Eukaryota, Viridiplantae, Streptophyta, Magnoliopsida, Brassicales, Brassicaceae. Gene Ontology annotation, molecular function: glutathione transferase activity; glutathione binding. The record is from RefSeq and is a predicted model, not a curated record.
CUCUCUCCCCACCCGUCUAGCAUCCUCUCUCUCUAUAAAACGGCGUCGUGAGCACCGUAAGAUUCAUCACUUAAACAAGCCAACUGUGACCGCAAGCUAAGACAGAGAAACAGAAAGAUGGUGCUAAAGGUGUACGGACCUCACUUUGCUUCACCAAAGCGAGCUCUGGUAACGCUCAUCGAGAAGGGCGUCGCCUUCGAGACCGUCCCCGUCGAUCUCAUGAAAGGAGAACACAAGCAGCCUGCUUAUCUCGCCUUACAGCCUUUCGGUACCGUCCCUGCUGUUGUCGACGGCGACUACAAAAUCUUUGAGUCACGUGCCGUCAUGAGGUACGUAGCUGAGAAGUACAGGUCACAAGGACCUGACCUUUUGGGGAAAACCGUGGAAGAAAGAGGACAAGUUGAGCAGUGGCUAGACGUGGAGGCGACCACUUACCACCCACCGCUACUUAACCUGACACUUCACAUAAUGUUCGCGUCAGUUAUGGGAUUCCCAUCUGAUGAGAAGCUGAUCAAGGAGAGCGAAGAGAAGCUCUCAGCUGUGCUCGAUGUCUACGAGGCACAUCUCUCAAAGAGCAAGUACUUGGCCGGUGACUUCGUAAGCUUGGCUGACUUGGCUCACCUCCCGUUUACUGAUUACUUGGUCGGUCCGAUCGGGAAGGCUUACAUGAUCAAAGAUAGGAAGCACGUGAGCGCGUGGUGGGACAGUAUUAGCAGCCGUCCUGCGUGGAAGGAGACUCUUGAGAAGUAUUCAUUCCCCGCUUAAGAACAUAAUGUUCUUUGUUGUUGUUGUUGUUUGUGUGUUUAUGUGAGGUUUAAUAAUAAUGUGGAAAUGUAUGCUUCUUCUUAUAUUAUGUUACCUCUACUCUGUUUCGUUUUGUAACUCGGAACUCUUUGUAUGGUUGAGUGAGGCUUUUAAUUUGAGGAACUUAAUUAUCACCCUUC